Molecule: messenger RNA, 1891 nt
Organism: Tarenaya hassleriana
Lineage: Eukaryota; Viridiplantae; Streptophyta; Magnoliopsida; Brassicales; Cleomaceae
Product: heat stress transcription factor A-9
Exons: 2
Coding region: 146-1495 (449 amino acids)
Biological process (GO): regulation of transcription by RNA polymerase II
Cellular component (GO): nucleus
Molecular function (GO): DNA-binding transcription factor activity; RNA polymerase II cis-regulatory region sequence-specific DNA binding
Source: RefSeq, a predicted model, not a curated record
GUCACUGAAGCAGGACACGUGGCGACCCAUUUUUCUUUCCAUAAAUAGAACUGUCUUUGUCCCUUCGUCUGCAAUUCUACUCUGCUGGAAGAACAAUCGAGUCUUCCUAAUCAGAAGAAUCCGCAGUAGCGUCGAAGGAGAUAUUAUGGCAGCGAUCGUGGACGACGGAGGAAAUGGGUCCCCGGCAGUGGAGGAAAUCGUCAACAUCACCGUCACCGUCAAGCAAGAACAGAGUACGUCACCGUCGGUGACGAUUGUCGGCGGCGUAGACGUAGACGGUGGCGGAGGCUUGUCUGUUCGAUCUUCUUCGGCGGUUGAAAAGGCGAAGUUCGACGACGCCGUUUCGAGGGUUAAGGAAGAGGAGGCGGAGGAUCAGGAGACUGUUAACGCCGUUAACGUUAACGACGGAGAGUCUCCGUCGUCAUCUUCGUCGGGAAUUGGGUUGCCGAGACCAGUGGAGGGAUUGUACGAUAUGGGUCCACCGCCGUUUCUGAAGAAGACGUUCGAAAUGGUUGAUGACCCGGAAACGGACCCGAUCGUAUCAUGGAGCUCGACCCGGAACAGCUUCAUCGUCUGGGAUUCGUACAAAUUCUCUGCCAAUCUUCUUCCCAGAUACUUUAAGCACAGGAAUUUCUCCAGCUUCGUUCGCCAACUCAAUACUUAUGGAUUUAGGAAGGUUGAGUCGGAUCGUUGGGAAUUUGCAAACGAAGCGUUCCAAGGAGGGAAGAAGCAUUUGCUCAAGAACAUCCAGAGGAAGGGCAGAAGCAAUGGCAACAAGCAGCGACAAAGCAGAGACACGAAUGCCAUCUCUCCGUCUCUCUGUCUGGAAACCGAGAUCAAAUCAUUGAAGAAGGAACAAAGCUCCUUAAGAUCAGAAAUCCUAAAGUUAAAGCUGCAACAGGAGGAAUCUGAUCAUAAAAUGGGGACAAUGAAGGAGAGGCUCUGCAGAGCGGAAUCUAAGCAGAAACACAUGCUCGGUUUCUUUGCCAAGGUGGCAAGAGACCAGGGAUUUGUGCAGAGACUGAUGAAAAGGAGAAAACAAAGGCAAGAGCUCGAAGCAGGCGAGUUCAUGAAGAAGCUGAAGAUGCUUCAGAACCAAGAAACUGAAGAGAACUCGUGUGAUGAUGACGACGACGACGUAGAAAGAGAUCCGAUUCAUGAAGAGCUGAAUUCCGACAUUCUGCUGGACAAUGAGUGCUGGGUUCUUCCGGCAGGCGAUGACGAGUUUGAAAGUUGUAUUCUUGACGACAAUCAAGAAGAGACUUUGAUGCAGCAUCGGUCCAACACAGAAAUGAAUCUAAUGUGUGGAGCAAUGUCAGAUGAGUUUAUGGAGAACGAUCUGGUCAAAACGGGCGAUGUAACACUAAGUGAAUCAAAAAUCUAUAUGGAGUUGGAGGAUCUGAUCGGAAAAACCCGUGGAUGGGGUGGUGGCUGUAUGAAUGGAAUUGUGGAGCAAGAGCAACCUGGUCGUGUGAGAGCUGCUCCUAGCGUUUGAAAGGUACAAACUUUUUCAUGCCACCGUAUUCUCUGUUUACUUCUGAUGCAUAUGACGUAGAAGGGUACCAAGAGAGAUUAUACUCGGUUGCUGAGUUCAUAGCCCUCGGAUGAAGAUGAUGAUGAUAAUGGUCAGCUGUUUCAUAUGAAUAUAGGGCUUAGGUUCCAAUGUACAUUUGUAUGUUUCUUUUAUUGGUGUCUUGUCCUAAUACGCGCGCACUGUCACGUUCGACUUGGUCUCUUGUUCUUGGAAACUACAGAAUCUUGGACUGUGAUCUCUGAAUCUGGUUGGCGUCUCGAUCUGUUGUACCGAUCCGUACAUAACUGAUGCUCGGAGUUGAUGUUCCUUUGCUUAUAAAAGGGUAUUAACGUAAUUAUAAAAUGUUAAUGGAUAAGA